GCUGUGAGAGACAGACAAGCGGGAAGAAAACUCUUCGAAAAUGGGCUUAGAAGCAAAUCUCUGAUUGGAGUCGUUUUCUGGUAGACUGUGAAAGGAAUGCAGUGAAAAUUCUGGCCAACAGUGAAAAUAUUAGCUUAAUCCCCAAUUUAGUAUAGCAUUUCUCCUCUUCAGUAGCACCUCAUAAUAGAAGAAAAAUGUAUGGAAGUGCAAGAACAAUCACCAAUCUGGAAGGUAGCCCUUCCAGAUCUCCUCGUUUGCCAAGGUCUCCUCGUUUGGGCCACAGAAGAACAAGUAGUGGGGGAGGGGGAGGAACAGGCAAGACUCUGUCUAUGGAGAAUAUCCAGUCCCUUAAUGCAGCCUAUGCUACGUCUGGACCCAUGUAUCUGAGUGAUCAUGAGGGGGUGGCUUCAACGACUUACCCGAAGGGCACCAUGACUUUGGGAAGGGCCACAAAUCGAGCUGUGUAUGGAGGCCGAGUCACAGCCAUGGGGAGUAGUCCCAAUAUUGCUUCCGCUGGACUUUCUCACACAGAUGUCCUUUCAUACACGGAUCAACAUGGUGGUCUGACCGGCUCAUCCCAUCAUCACCACCACCAGGUACCCUCCAUGUUGAGGCAGGUAAGAGAUAGCACAAUGUUGGAUCUUCAAGCCCAGCUCAAGGAACUCCAGAGAGAGAAUGACCUCCUCCGGAAAGAGCUAGACAUCAAGGACAGCAAGUUGGGCUCUUCCAUGAACAGUAUCAAGACUUUCUGGAGUCCUGAGCUUAAGAAGGAGAGAGUCUUGAGGAAAGAAGAGGCAGCCCGGAUGUCCGUCCUCAAGGAGCAGAUGAGGGUUUCCCAUGAAGAAAAUCAGCACUUGCAGUUGACAAUCCAGGCCCUUCAGGAUGAGCUGCGAACCCAGAGAGACCUCAACCACCUCCUGCAGCAAGAGAGUGGUAACCGAGGAGCCGAGCACUUCACCAUCGAGCUGACUGAGGAGAACUUCAGGCGGCUCCAAGCCGAGCAUGACAGGCAGGCUAAGGAGCUAUUCCUUUUGAGGAAGACGUUGGAGGAAAUGGAGCUGAGAAUCGAAACACAGAAACAGACCCUCAAUGCCCGAGAUGAGUCCAUUAAAAAGCUUCUUGAGAUGUUGCAAAGUAAAGGUUUGCCGUCCAAAAGCCUAGAGGAUGACAAUGAACGAACGCGGCGGAUGGCAGAGGCUGAGUCUCAGGUCAGCCACUUGGAAGUGAUUUUAGACCAAAAAGAGAAGGAAAACAUACAUCUUAGAGAG
Galeopterus variegatus (Sunda flying lemur) is the source of this 1268-nucleotide messenger RNA. RefSeq names its product ERC protein 2. Gene Ontology annotation, molecular function: structural constituent of presynaptic active zone. The record is from RefSeq and is a predicted model, not a curated record. Gene Ontology annotation, cellular component: cytoskeleton of presynaptic active zone. The transcript has 3 exons. Gene Ontology annotation, biological process: neuromuscular synaptic transmission; regulation of synaptic plasticity; maintenance of presynaptic active zone structure. NCBI's taxonomy places the organism in Eukaryota, Metazoa, Chordata, Mammalia, Dermoptera, Cynocephalidae. The annotation marks the transcript as partial.